Messenger RNA from Balearica regulorum gibbericeps (East African grey crowned-crane), 1150 nucleotides. Lineage: Eukaryota; Metazoa; Chordata; Aves; Gruiformes; Gruidae. The record is from RefSeq and is a predicted model, not a curated record.
CUUUUCGACCUCGCUGUUUUUAAUUCAAUCUAGGGAAGGAAAGGACUGGCAGAGGGUAAGAAGUGCCUUUCAAAAGAAAUUAAUGAAACCCGGGGAAGUUGCGAAACUGGAUACCACGAUCAACGAGGUCCUGGAGGACUUCAUGCACAGAAUAGAUGACGUUUGCAACCACAACGGGCAAAUAGAAGAUGUCUGUUCAGAAUUCAACAAAUGGUCAUUUGAAAGUAUCUGCCUGGUGCUGUAUGGAAAGAGGUUUGGUCUCCUACAGCAGGAUGUAGAAGAAGAAAGUUUGAACUUCAUCAAGGCUGUAAAAACGAUGAUGGCUACUUUUGGAAUGAUGAUGGUGACCCCCGUGGAACUUCACAAGGGUCUGAACACAAAAGUCUGGCAAGCUCAUACUAAAGCAUGGGAUGAUAUAUUUAAAACAGCCAAGCACUCAAUUGACUGUCGACUGGAAAAACACUCUGCAAACCCUCGGGAGGAUUUCCUGUGUGACAUCUAUUCUGGAGGACAGCUUUCCAAGAAGGAGCUGUACGCUGCCAUCGCAGAGCUCCAGAUCGCCGGAGUUGAAACGACGGCCAAUAGUUUACUGUGGGCUUUGUAUAACAUUUCACGCAAUCCACAUGUUCAGCAGAAGCUUUUCCAGGAAAUACAGAGUGUUUUGGCUGCUAAUGAGAGUCCAAGUGCUGAGAGCUUGAAGAAUAUGCCUUACCUAAAAGCAUGCCUGAAAGAAUCCAUGAGAUUAACACCCUCGGUGCCAUUUACCACUCGCACCAUCGACACAGAAAUGGUUCUGGGAGAUUAUGUACUGCCCAAAGGGACCGUGCUAAUGAUAAAUAGCCAUGCCCUGGGUUGCAACGAAGAGUAUUUUAAUGGCUGGACUCAGUUUAAACCAGAGCGCUGGUUUCAGAAGAACUUAAUAAAUCCUUUUUCACACGUCCCCUUUGGCAUUGGGAAGAGGAUGUGCAUCGGGCGCCGCGUAGCAGAGCUCCAGCUCCACUUGGCCCUUUGCUGGCUCGUUCGCAGGUACCGAAUUGUAGCGACUGACCACAAACCUGUGGAAACGCUCCAUUCGGGAAUACUGAUUCCCAGCCGGGAGCUUCCCAUUGCAUUUCACAGACGAUGAGGUAUGUGCAGGAGGGUCUCCUGA